Nannospalax galili (Upper Galilee mountains blind mole rat) is the source of this 2953-nucleotide messenger RNA. RefSeq names its product protein phosphatase 1 regulatory inhibitor subunit 2 (gene Ppp1r2). Gene Ontology annotation, molecular function: protein phosphatase inhibitor activity. Bases 311 to 928 code for a protein of 205 amino acids. Gene Ontology annotation, biological process: regulation of signal transduction. The record is from RefSeq and is a predicted model, not a curated record. The transcript has 6 exons. NCBI's taxonomy places the organism in Eukaryota, Metazoa, Chordata, Mammalia, Rodentia, Spalacidae.
AGGCGGGCCGACUGGGCCUGGCGUCUGCGUUGGCGUCGCUCCCGCGGUGGAGCACUAGGCCGGCCUCCCUCCGCGGGCCCGGGCUACGGAGCCGGCGGCAAAGGGCCGCCCGCCGUGCGGCGUCGGCUGUGGCUUUGAGGUCAUUGUGUCCAGACAGCGACGGCGGUAGAGGUUUCCGUGACCGCGGGUGCGACGGUUUUAGCCCUGCGCGGGUUCCGCGGCUGCCUGGAGGGGCCCCGCAGCGCCCACCUUUCCCCUCCAGGACCCCACGCCAGCAGCGACCCUGAGCCGACAGCCGGAGCGACCGGCAAUGGCGGCCUCUACGGCCUCUCACCGGCCCAUCAAGGGAAUCCUGAAGAACAAGAGCUCGGCGACUUCCCCCAUGGUGGCCUCGGCCGAACAGCCCCGCCGGAACGUGGAAGAGGAGCUGAGUAAAAAAUCCCAGAAGUGGGAUGAAAUGAACAUCCUGGCAACAUAUCAUCCGGCAGACAAGGAUUAUGGUUUAAUGAAAAUAGAUGAACCAAACACUCCUUAUCAUAAUAUGAUAGGUGAUGAUGAAGAUGCCUAUAGUGAUUCGGAAGCCAGUGAAGCCAUGACUCCAGAUAUCUUAGCUAAGAAAUUAGCUGCUGCUGAAGGCUCGGAGCCAAAGUAUCGAAUUCGGGAACAAGAAAGCAGUGGAGAGGAAGAUAAUGACCUCUCACCUGAAGAGCAGGAAAAGAAGCGACAAUUUGAAAUGAAAAGGAAGCUUCACUACAACGAAGGACUGAAUAUUAAACUAGCUAGACAAUUAAUUUCAAAAGAUCUACAUGAUGAUGAGGAAGAUGAAGAAAUGUUAGAGACUGCAGAUGGAGACGGCAUGAAUAUUGAAGAAUCAAAUCAAGGAUCUACUACAGCUGGCCAACGGCAAAACAAAUCAGGAAGUUCAUAAAAAGAAAUUUGUUCAACAUUGCAGUCAUUUGUCAAAUGCAAACCUUGUUACUACAGACAUUGCUUCUUGUUCUCUACAAUUCAUGACUUAAGUACCAAAUACACACCAAUUAUAUAUUGCCAAGAAUUAAAUGAUAACAAUAGAGACUGAUUAGAUAAAAAUGCCUAAUUAAUGCAUAUAUUCUUGUGCCUCAUACUUCACCACAAAUACAAUGUAAUGUCAUUAGUCCAAAACUGCUUUACUUUUGUAAGAACACUGGUUAAUUUGUAUAAGAUAUUAUAUAGCUUUUUAUGCUUUAGAGAUUAAAUAAUGUCUGGGUGGGCUAAUUUAUUUUUGCCACUUCUAGAUAUAGCACCUCUUAUAAAAGUUUGUUGAGGGAGGGUUGGUUAUUAUUAUUAUUGUUUUUUUUUUGUCGAAUGCCUAUCGGCACUGUGGGGUUUAUAUGUGGAUAAAUAUUCAGGCUGAAAGGAACUUUUUUAACACGUCUUCAAUUUGUUUUGGCUUAUAGAGAAUGAUUGUAAGAGUUACUGUUGCAUUUUCUGAUCUGUGACCUUUAAAAUUCCUAUUGACGCCAGGCAUGGUGGUGGCACAUGCCUUUAAUCCCAGCACUUGGGAGGCAGAGGCACGCGGAUCUCCAUGAGUUCAAGGCCAGUCUAGUCUACAUAGUGAGUUCCAGGACAGCUGGGGCUACAGGGAGACACCGUCUCAAAAAGACCAAAAACAAAAUUCCUGUUGACGUUGUGUUUGCAAGAAAAGAAUUGGAAAUUUUCUCAUUCAGACUAGCUUUUUUUCCCCCCACAAAUAUCAGGUUAAAGUUGCACUAGCGUCUGCUCUGAUUGCUCGUUUGGUACACCGGGCAGGCUUCAGAUCCAUUUUUAAUACAGCGUCGCUAUGUCAGCAGUCCUUUUGUACCUGUCUUAACAUCUUGCUUUUGUUUCCUACUCCUUUGUACCUAUACACACACAACUAUAAAGACUGUAAUACAGAACAGCAAAGGUUGUUAGGACAUUAGAAACUCUUCUUCCUCUCACAUCCUUUGCCAUUUGCUGCAGUAAUGAAAUUCUUGUUUCGACUGUCAGCACCUGCUAGUUCUACUACAUGAAGAGAAUAGAGUGAGGAGUAGCAGGCAUACAGGCAGGAAGUGCAGUUCAGCUGCUUGACCUCUCUGCCCCUCUGAUAAGCAGCUUGGCAAUUAAAUUGCUAAUAUUAUUUCAUUUGAUUUAAUUAGAUCUUAGAAAACAGUUAACUGAGGCUUUUUGCAUGAUGAGAGAAUUGUAUGUAAUUAGUCAUAUGAUUGUUCCUGAAUGUACAGACAGAAUUAUAUCUGAACGUUGUUUUUUAAUUUAGAGAUUCUAGGUAGUCCCUGCUUUAAGGGAAUAUGAUAAUACAUACUAUGACAAAUGAACUUUAUUCUUCUAACAUGGUAGAAAUUACUUGGUUUUUUUUUUUUUUUCACUGAAAUGAAGUGUAGUUCCUGUGUGUCUUGGUUUAGUGAUGGCUUCAUUUCUACUUAGUUGUGUCUUAAUUUUUUGGUAGCACCAAAUGAAAUAUGUUAUAUGACAGACUUUUAAAAUAACUUCUGUAUAUUAUAUAUAUGAAAUUGCUUUUAUUGAACAACUUAUCUUCCACUUUAAAUUUAUGGAACUAUCAUGUCAAAAUAAAUAAGAACAAAGUAGGUUAGAAGAAUGUGUUUGAAUGUCAUUCCUUUUUAAAUGGGAUAUAACCAAAAUAGUUCUGAAUUGAAGGUGCAGUAUUCUAACCAAACAUGUUAGGUGGUGAUUCACUAAUUUGCACACUAAGCAAUGCCUGUCUUGACCUUUGUCAUUUAAACCUGUUUGUGGUGGCAUGGAAAUUAGGCCUGUGCAUACUUGACUAUGUUCAUGCACCUAGCCUUCUGGUUUUGGUUUUCUUUUUUGAGUUCUUAGAAAGUGUCCACAUAGUCUUUAUAUUUGUUGAAGUAGCCUAUUGUACAGUGAAGAAAAGGUAAGGCUUUUAAACAUCUGAUUCCUUUAGUGUUUCCUAAAA